AUGACGAUUCCACAACCUCCAUUGGUUCAGUUUCCUGAAAUUCACACACAUGAAAAGGGUGAUUCCUCUGAAGAUCAAAGUUCAGAAAAUGAAACCAAAAAGAAGUAUUUCAACUAUGCUCAAUACCAUGGAGAUUCUUAUCUGGAAUUUCAAGGUUUGCAGUUGAAACCACAAAACAACAUCCAUCUAGAAUUUCAGACCUAUAGUUGCCAAGGACUCCUUCUGUACAUUGAACAGAGCCCAGCAACAAUGGGACAUUUAUUUAUUCAACUCUUCAUCAAACACGGUACCUUACAGUACCAAUUUGUAUGUGAUGGGGCAGCAGAAGUUAGAAGCAUCAAUACCACUAUUAGAGUGGAUAAUGGACACAAGUAUAGAGUUCACAUUAGGCAAGACAUGAUACCAUGUGAUGCUGAAGUGACUGUCCUGGGUAUUUCUGCGAAGAUAAGCAUGCCUACCAAUCUCUGGUCCAGUACAGUUUGGCUUGAGACAGGUCCUGUAUUUAUAGGUGGUUUGCCUCAUCGCUAUGCAAAAAAACAGGUGCCUGAACCUGUCUACAAUUUCACUGGCUGUAUACAAGUCCUAGAAAUCAAUAAUCUGGGAUCUUUCACCUUCUCUAAUGCUGUGGGCAGAAAUAAUAUUGACAGCUGCAGGUAUCUUGCAGAAAUUCCCAAAGCAACAAAAUUAUGCCCUUUAAAUAUAUUGGUCAAAGUUUGCAAAAAAUAG
Mauremys reevesii (Reeves's turtle) is the source of this 726-nucleotide messenger RNA. RefSeq names its product protein eyes shut homolog. NCBI's taxonomy places the organism in Eukaryota, Metazoa, Chordata, Testudines, Geoemydidae. The record is from RefSeq and is a predicted model, not a curated record. The transcript has 7 exons. The coding region runs from base 1 to 726 and encodes 241 amino acids.